Geodia barretti is the source of this 514-nucleotide messenger RNA. The record is from the annotation of a GenBank genome assembly. NCBI's taxonomy places the organism in Eukaryota, Metazoa, Porifera, Demospongiae, Tetractinellida, Geodiidae.
UAACCUCCAGACCACAGACGAGAAUCAAAGCAAACAAAAAUCUGGAAUCCAUCGCGCAACAAUUAGAAUGAUGGUGGUAUUCUCGUGUUCUUAUAGAGUGAAUGCUUCCGGUGAGCUUUAUUUCGCGCAUGCGCACAGGGUCAACGUUCCGACGCACGCGCGGGAAAGGCGCAUUGUCAUGGAGUUUCAGAUCCCUCUGUCCCGCGAGGACCUUCUCCGGCCGUCGGGAGGCUCCCAGUUCUUCGUAUCAGAGCCUCUCCCAGCCAGAGAGACUGUGUCUCGACUAGAAGAAUGCAGGUCACUGCUGGACUCUAGUGUCGUUGCCUCCAUUCCCGAGUGUUUCCCUGUCUUCUUCAGUCUUCUACAGAAUUUCCUGAGUGUUGGUGUGUCAGUGAGAGAGAGUUACUGGAGGAUUGGGGUCAGGGGGCUGGAGGGGGUGUGUCACCAAGUGGGCGGGGCUAAUUUCACCGGUAUGACACAGACAAAGAAGACGGAACUGAGGAAUGCACUUAAG